Molecule: messenger RNA, 624 nt
Organism: Trichobilharzia szidati
Lineage: Eukaryota; Metazoa; Platyhelminthes; Trematoda; Strigeidida; Schistosomatidae
Source: the annotation of a GenBank genome assembly
GUUCAAUAUGCCAUUGGAAUGAAAUGACCUUGACUAAUCGAUCGUUACACAGUUUGUUUUAACUGACUAACUAAAGCGUUGAAGUUGAAGAUUAUUUUGUAAUGCAUUAAAACAUAUGACAAAAUAAAAUGAAAGUAAUGGGAGAAGAAACUAUACUUAUUUCAAGGUUGUAUCUCUUGUAAUCUAAAAAGUUGUUUUCCUUUUUAUUAUCAGUAAAAUUUGAAAGUGAAACAUUACAGAAAAGAAAGUUGUCAGUCUAGUCUAGAUCUAUUCAUAAAGAUGAAUUUUUCGAUAGAAUUAAUUACUUUAAUUCUACUAAAAUUAUUGACAAUUUAUGGAUUAAGUAUACUUCAAGAAAUGAAUAAAGUUUAUGCACCAUUUAGUGAUAAUAUCACAUCGACAGCUACUAUCAGUCAAAUUGGUCAUGGUCUCCCAACUGCGGAUAAAACAAAUUUAUGCUCACCAGAUAGCCCAAUCACGUAUACAUCUGUUGGAAUCUACUGCGGUAUACGUGAAAUUGUUCAUUGGCCAAAUGGACCAGCAUCAAUGGUUGAUAUUUAUCAUGGUAAUUGUUUUUGUUUUUUUUGUUUUUUGAAAAUAUUUUUUGAUUUUAUUUUGAAUUAA